AAAUGAUGAUAACAUAAAACCAUGGGCGACUUUUGAAAGGACUAUCUGGUAAAGUAUCUACCAAACCACAUUUCCGUAUUAAGUUCCUGAAUCCGGCAGUGUAUACUUCAAACCAAUGUAAAGAGAUUGUAUUACGAUGUAGUAUCACUGUAUAUUAUAACUAGAACACAUGAUUUUAUGCACAUAUUGCACAUAGACUAGUAGAGCUUAUUAUAUAUGAGGGCAGGACUGCAGCUAUGUUGCGAAUCUCUACAUUGCUUUUGAGGAAGAUGUGAUAACAAUAAUUGUGAUCAAUUAAUUGAUGGGAGCACCGCAUUGCUCGACACGGAUUUGGAACAAAUCGACGAAAAAUUCGUAAAAUAAUUUGGUGAAUCUAUUGGAGGAUUGACUAUAUUUGAGGAAAUGAUGACAGACAAGUAAUUGUGAUGUGAGCUGGAUAUAAAACAUGGAUGGAACAACUGAAGCCAAAAUAAAAAAGCGUGCAAGCUACGUGAAAGGUCUAGUCAGUCUGACAACUCCUCUAAGUGAGACCGAACUCUUGAAGUUAUCUGAAGAGAUCAGUCCCAACGACUGGCGAAAGCUCUGCUUCCGACUAGGAAUCGAUGAACCAACUAUAGCCCGAGCAGAGAGGGAAAACCAGGCCCAUUUAGCUGGAGGAAUCUACAAGACUUUGACACAAUGGAAGCAAGAUCAGCUGGAGAACGAGGAGAGGGCGGUGUUGCUUGAAGCUCUCAUUUCUUGUGGAUUACGACGUCUGGAAGAUAGACUAACGAGAGGUUUCCCAAAGCGCAUCGGGAGUGUACAUGCACAAGGACCUUUCUGUUCCACCCUCAACGUAGCCCAAUGCCGCAAAGAACUUAUGAACAACUACCGGACAUCGCUUUGUAUGAUCCAACUAGUUCCCUGGGAUCCUAACUCUCACGUAGACAUGAGCACCAUUUUCACCAAUGUCUGCCUUGUCACGGCAGACACAUCUACUGCCACUAAACAAUGGAUCAUUCUGCCAGGUUCCUACAAUGAUAUCCUGAAGGUUAAGGUCAACAAUGCUAAACCUCUGCGGAUUCUCAUCGAGGGAAAGGCUGGGAGUGGGAAGACCACCUUAAUGUCUAAGCUUGCCUAUGACUGGAUGGAGGAGUCGACAGACUCACCUCUCAAAGAUGUCCCUCUCGUCUUUUGUCUCCAACUCCGUCUUCUCAACCAGGACGAUGACUUCGGGGAGGCUGUAGUUGAGAACCUGCUCCCUGAGGAUACUCUCAUCACUCCACAGCAGAUAGAAGAGUAUUCCCAGGCUAACCCAGAUAAGGUGGUACUUGUUCUUGACGGAUAUGAUGAGUUCAUAUCAGACAUUCAGGGUAUCAAGGGCCUCGGGAACAUCCUUAGAAUCAUCGAGAACAAGCGACUGACUGGAUGUACUGUUAUUGUAACGUCCAGACCGUGGAAGGCUACAGAUUUCAAAGACCAUCAUCUUGCCAAGCACUAUGCUCAUAUGACCGUUGAGGGCUUCUCUGAGGAUAGCACCAAAGUCUUCAUCCGUAAGUACUUCCAAGACAACCUAGAGCUUUCAGACAGCCUUUUGGCUUAUCUUAAGGAUAACCCUGCCAUCCAGACAGUAACACCAUUCCCUCUCUUCUGUGCUAUGCUCUGCCAAGUAUGGAAAGAAGAAAGGGAUGCUCACAGAGAGGCAAUGAAAGAUAUUGUCACACUCAGCAAGCUCUUCGAUCAUAUCUUGAGAUAUCUCUGGGCUCACCACAACCAGAAGCACCUAACUGGACAAUCUUCAAGGAAAGGUAAGGAAUUGUCAAAGAGAAUGACUCUUACUCGGAAGAGGGGAACUUCCGCUUAUAUAAAGAUGGAUAUAGGCGUUUGUCUCAAGAAGAUCGGGAAGAUCGCUCUUGAAGGACUCAUUAGUCCCGAUAAGAAGCUCCAAUUCAGUGAAUAUGACUUCAGGAAAUGCCCCGAUGUCCUUAAGGUAGCGUGCUCUGUUGGGCUUCUUAUCCGUCAGAAGAGUAACCCAACAAGUUCACGAAGAUUAUCAAGACAGGAUUCCAUUCCUCAUCACGGGAUCACUUUCUUCCAUAAAUUGGCUCAAGAAAAGUGUGCUGGAAUUUACUUGUCUUCCAUGUGCACAAAGCAACCAAAGAAAUUCGUGCAAACCCUCAAAGAUGUCUACAUAUUGACCAGAGCAGACGAGUUCCGAUAUGUUCUGCAAUUUGCCUGCGGUGAAGACCUUUACACCGCAAAGAAGAUCCUCCGACACAUGCCGAAUAUCACGCCUUAUCAAAAGUUGGCAUUGGAGUGCAACUUUGAGAGUCAGUCUAAGAUCAAGUCAAACAAGAGACUAUCGAAGUUCUUUGUGACACAACGACUGUUCAUGACCGGAAGACCGUCUGUCUACUCAUUCAACGCCCUUGAAUACUAUAUGAAUAACUGUGAUAUUCUCAGUCCGGAAGAUGUUCCAGUCGCCUUUACAUACUUUUCCACCGAUGGUGUUGGGCCAGCCCAGCUUGGUAAGGUCACCAGCAUCUUGAACCAACCUCAACUGCAGUUUUUAAUCCAGUUUAACAUGGAACAGUCGAGAAUCGAAGGCCCUGAUGUCAAAGGCUUCAUUGACUCACUCUCCCAGAAAGAGUUCAUUGGUGUCCUAAUGAUGUCUUCAAAUGUUGCUGGUCAACAAUUUGUGGAAAGUCUUCUUGAUAUCCCUAAAGAUGGCCUUAAAUCAAUGGUCAUGAUGUACCUGCCAGUGCUCGAUUCCAGGUGGGCCACCGAUAUCCUGAAGAAACUUCCUUCUAUCUGCCCUAGAAUCGGAGCACUGGAAGCUUCUUUCACACCCGAAGAGAUUGCAGAAAGUGAGGAGUCAGAUAACCCGGAGGAAGACACAGGAGCUGAGAUCAUUCCGUGUGACACAGGGGAAUCAUCAUCAACACAAUCAAUGGAAAGCAGAGAUGGUGAAUGCUGCUCAUUCUCUGAACUCGCCACACUGUCGCUUAAGGGGUGUGUUCUCUGUCAGAAAGGAUCAAUGCAACUGGCAUCAACCCUGUCGCUGGCGAAAAAUCUGGAAAAGCUUCACUUGACGAAGCCAUCGUUGCAUUGUUCUUUCUACUCUCAUCUGACCGUCCUUGAAUGUCUUCGUGAGUUCUCUGUAACGGAUUACACAUUCGGAAAGUUCAAUCUAGACAAGUUCCUUGAGAAGUGCCCCAUCUUGGAAGACGUCUAUGUUGCCGCCAUAGAAAACCAUCCACACGAUGUAAAUGGUGUCAUGAAGUCCCUUACCAAUGCAAUAGCUUUCACCCCUGUGCUGAGGAGUAUCACUCUCUGGUUUCCUGGUGAAGGUAGUUACCGAGAUGGUAGGAUAGAGGAUGUGGUCUUCAAGGAGUUCUGUGACGCUAUCCUGCGGACCUCUCAACUCUCAAAGCUUCUCUUAUGGCACGUUCCGCUCGGAACAGAACUGGUUAUGAAACUAUUGGAAGUAUGCAAGCAGCACAGGAAUCUUAUUACCAUCAGGCUGAGUCGAUGUUACACAACGAACUGUGGUCGAAUACCUGAGCUAUGUAAUGAACUGUUUGACAUCGGUCGUCGAGUUUACGUUGCUCAUGGGCACUAGACUGGCCAUGCGAGGAAUCAGCACUAGACUGGCAAUGCGAGAGAUCUACCUUACAUGGCAACACACCCUAGAAUUGAACAAGACGUGAUGCCAGGAAAUGCUCAUGGAAUAAUGUCUAUUAUGUAUUCAUUGUAGUUUACUAUAAAAGUACUGUUUGUCACGGAUAUAUUUUGUUUUGUCCAUCAACAAUGAAUAUUCACUACGAGGUAAAUGAUGUGACUUUGUGAGAGAAAGAAAAGGGAGACGGACAAUGGCAAACCCUCUAUAAUUUUAUUUUAGGGGGUGGGGACAGUCUUGAUGAUAGUACUUACUUGUAUCACUGUAUAUAAGUCGUAAAUCGUUAUUUUUCUAUCAUUACAUGCUGACAAAGUUGGCGCUAAAGAUAUAAGGUGAAGAACAAGUAUUAAGGCAUACAAUAUUCGGUUGAUAAUCUGAACAUGUAUCUGAUAUUGAUGAUACAUUGUACAAUUUGCAAGCUCGUCACUUUCUAUCUCUGUACGUCGAGUUUCCGGUCAUUUUUAUCUUAUUAUUUAACAUUGUAUGUAAAAAUUUACGCCCACAAAAAGGUAUGUUAAGGUAAUCUAAAACCAGUGUCAAGUUGGAAAUGACCGAUCUAGCACCACUGGCGGGUCCAGGGCCGCUCCGUAGCCCCCUUUUGAGAGAGGU
This is a messenger RNA of Lytechinus variegatus (green sea urchin), 4267 nucleotides long. RefSeq lists its product as uncharacterized. Gene Ontology annotation, molecular function: protein binding. The transcript is spliced from 5 exons. The record is from RefSeq and is a predicted model, not a curated record. Lineage: Eukaryota; Metazoa; Echinodermata; Echinoidea; Temnopleuroida; Toxopneustidae. Gene Ontology annotation, biological process: signal transduction. Bases 446 to 3601 code for a protein of 1051 amino acids.